Molecule: messenger RNA, 1983 nt
Organism: Talaromyces amestolkiae
Lineage: Eukaryota; Fungi; Ascomycota; Eurotiomycetes; Eurotiales; Trichocomaceae
Exons: 3
Coding region: 1-1983 (660 amino acids)
Biological process (GO): chromatin remodeling
Source: RefSeq, a predicted model, not a curated record
AUGCAGGACCCGGCGGGUGGACUCCCCGGCCAGUUGGUGCCGCAUAUGCAUUUGGUCUCAAGAAAUCGAUACCCAGCGAUGACCGCCUUGCCGACCGAAACUGUCCUUGACUACCUGCUUGCUGCCCCCAAGGUCGUCCGCGAGAUGUAUCCCAUGUCCUGGACAUUCCUAGAUGGUCCUCAAGAUGGGACCACACUACUCACAUGGCAGCCGCUUGGUCAUUUGGGGACUACUUUCGCGAGUGAUGGAUACGUCUGGGCUGACGCAGAGCAAGCUUUCACUUUUGAGACCCGAGGCUACACAAUCGAGAUGUGGGUUCAAAGAAGUGGCUAUCACCCUCCCCAGGAAAACAUUGCAAGUCACUCGCGCCGCCGUUAUCGACUUGUCCCUUCCAAAGUCCCCCCCAAUGCGCCUCAGCCUGAUCCUUCGCUAUGGAUAGUCCAUUACGCGCGCGCCGCCCAGAACGAUAUCAUUCCCGCUCAGCGUAUCCCGAUUACUCCUCAAGUACAGACAACGCUUGCUCAGCGACGAUUCCUACAAACUCAGGGUCAGCUCGUUCGCAAGGAGUUCAUGUUGCACGAUCGCAACAACUGGCCGACAAUCACAUUUCCGGCUCAGAUGGGCGCACAAGGAUUCGCACAGCCACAAGCAUACUAUGCCAAUGCAGGCCCUGGUCGGCAGCCACCAUCAGGUGCAUACUAUCCUCCUCAGCAACCUGGUGUGCCCGCCGGUCAAGCACCUGUAAAAGCGCCUCGCGGUCACCGUACAUCUGCAGGCGCAGCGGCUGCAGCUGCAGCGGACUUUGCAAUGGAGGAUGAAGAUGUUUCUACUGGCGAUAUGCUUGAUAUGCUCACUCCUCGUGAGAUCAGCAAGAUUCGUUAUCAACAACAUCACGAAUGGAUGGAGGAAAUUUUCGCGUCGCCUUAUACAAUCAAACAAAUUAUACCCGUCGACCUCGGUAUUGGCCGCAAAGGAGAGCUCGAAUCGUUGACUACUGGCAUUUUCGAGGCUCCUGUGUCAUCGGCUCACUCCAAAGAUGGCAAGGACAAUACUACAGCUCUGCAAGGAGGCAAAUUGGAACCGGAAAAAGCAGAAGAAUUUGCCGAUCGAGUCGCCAAGAAAGUCUCUGAUAUGACGGCAGAAAUCGAGAAGUUGAAGAGGCGCCAUGAACGGAGAAUGGCAAAGAUAAGCCGGAUGACCGCGCUGAAAGAGGCUGAACUACGACUGCGUGAGGCAGGCGCCAAUCCUUCCGAGACCGGACCAGAAAUCUGGAGAUUGGAAGGGCGUAUUGACACUUCCAAUGAAGAGGAGGCGCCUAUCGAGGAGACUAUCGAGGAUAUUUCACUCCGCAUACCACGGUAUCAGGUAGAUGACGUCGUGAAAGACCUGGAGAAGACUUACGGCCGAGUUAUCGUUCCAGCUACGAGCAUCACUUGCGUUGAGAAAGGCGGCUUGCUGGAACGUAUUGAGCCUACACCACAACCUGAAGAUACAGCUGGGGCAGACGCAGACAUUCUGAUGGAAACUAGUAUUUUAGAUCAAUUUGUUGCAUCGUCUACGUCCACGCCUGGGCAAGUAGGUCAGCAGGCACCGAUUUCUACAGCAGUUCCUGCUACACAACCAGUUCCUCAAGCCGGAGAUGGAGACGUCGAGAUGGGAGGUGCAGCAAAUCUGCCCGGACAGCUGGGUACUGCUGCCGGCGAGACUGGGGAAUGGGUAGUGGUAGGGAACGAGAAUACUGGAAAUGUUCCUGUUUCUACGGACAAAUCGAUCACGAAUAAUGCGUCUGGCGUGGAGACGAGCAAUUUCGACGAUGCAGCCAACUUCACCAACAUGGACUCUGCAGGUGAUGCGCUGGCUGCGUAUGAUGAUCAGCAUGACGGCUUGGAUCUCCCGGAUCUCGAAAACUCGGCUUUCGGAGAUGCUUUUCACGCAUCGGAUCAUGAGAUGGGACAUCAUCCUGAAGACGAUGAAAUGUCGUAG